Molecule: messenger RNA, 2181 nt
Organism: Vigna angularis (adzuki bean)
Lineage: Eukaryota; Viridiplantae; Streptophyta; Magnoliopsida; Fabales; Fabaceae
Exons: 1
Coding region: 1-2181 (726 amino acids)
Source: RefSeq, a predicted model, not a curated record
AUGAGCAUGGACGACCCCGUUGAGAUGAUUCGCGAAUUGCAGCAGAAAAUGGACGAGAUGCAGCAGCGCCACGAGGACGAGAUGGCGGCCGUGAAGGCCGACUGCGAAGCCCAGAUAGCUCAAGAGGUUGGACGGAUAGAUGGGGGAGAGCGAGUAAAGGAUAAAGGGAAGGAGGUGGCGGGAGAGCGCCCGCCCCCGGAUACCGAGUGUGAUAGGACUUGGAGGCCCACCGGAUCUGAAGCAGAAGGAAGCAAGGCUAGAUCGGUGCAUGCGGAGAGCGCGGCUGAGGAUGGGCGGAUGGUAGUCAAGUCGGAGCCUUCAUCCGCCUUAUUGCUUCCAUUCACCCAAAACAUAAUGAAUGUCCAAAUCUCGGAGCAAUUUGUGGCCCCGCAGUUCAAAAUGUAUAACGGGACAACGGAUCCUGCGUCCCAUAUCCAAACGUUCUCGAACGCAAUGGCGUUUCGAACAGGCAACGACGUCAUUUGGUGCCGAGCGUUCUCACUCUCAUUGGAGGACGAAGCGUUGGAAUGGUUCAAUACUCUCCCCCCUAAUUCAAUAGAAAACUUUAUCGGGUUAAAGCAGCUAUUCAUUAAACAAUUCGCGGCCAGCAGUGCCCAAGACUUGACCGUAUUCGAAUUAAUGACCCUCAAGCAGGGGAAGGAUGAAGCGCUGCGGACGUUUAUGGACAGGUAUCAAAAGACCGUCCGGCGCGUGAAAAGCCCGACGCCAGAGCUCGCCCUUCACUAUAUCCUGCCGGCUCUAAGGCCGGGGCCGUUUAAGGAUAGCGUCUGCAGACGAAUGCCCAAAACCAUGGAAGAGUUGAGGGAGCGAGCGACAGAUGAGAUAAGGGUGGAGGAGAUGAAGCUCUCCUACAAAAAGGAAAAUCAAGAAGCCAGGGAAGCAAGGACGGACGGUAAUAAGCCCGGCUCGUCGACGGGAAAAACGUCUGGUCCUAGGCCUAGAGCGGAGAGAAAGGGACCUCGCUUCCCACAGUACACGCCUCUAAACUCCUCAAGGGAGAAAAUUCUCCGAGAGGCCCUGAGUGCAGAAUUGAUACCGGAGCGGGAAGGGCACCCAACUCCAAAGAAUGCUGAUUGGAGCAAGCACUGUGCAUACCAUAAAAAUAUGGGCCAUACCACCGAGGAGUGUUGGACCCUCAGGGAUAAGAUAGAGGAGCUCAUCCGGGCAGGAAAGCUUAAGAAAUACGUCCGUGAUGAGCGCCCGCCACAAUCAACCGAACGGCCUGCUCAGAGGUCCGCGUACCGAAAAGAUAAGCCGAGGAGCGCGAGAGCGGAGCGACCCCGUUCAGAGACGCGACCAAGCCGAAGUCGAAGCCGCAGCCGGGAACGCCCCUUGAGAGGACAUAUCAACACUAUUUCUGGAGGAUUCGCGGGAAGAGGAUCGUCUUCCUCCGCCCGUAAGCGCCAUGUUCGGGCCCUCCAAUCCGUGCAUUUGGUGGACAAGCCACGCCGCUCCAUGCCGCCCAUUACCUUUUCGGACGAAGACUUUCACGCCCCUGAUCUUGACCAGGACGACCCGAUGGUCAUAAUGGCAGAGAUAGCGCGGUAUGGGAUCAGUAAGGUUUUGGUUGACCAGGGAAGCUUGGUCAACAUCCUCUAUUGGAAGACCUUCCUGCAGAUGGAUAUCUCGGAGGACCUCAUCGUCCCUUAUGAUGGGCAGAUAGUGGGCUUCGCGGGAGAAAGGGUCGACACUAGGGGGUAUGUAGAAUUGAGGACAAGAUUGGGAACCGGACGCUCCAGCGAGGAGAAGAGGGUCCGGUACCUGCUGGUAGAAGCUAACACGUCGUACAACGUACUGCUCGGAAGGCCGUCUCUAAACGCGUUUGGGGCAAUCGUCUCUACCCCUUACAUUACGAUGAAGUAUCCCUCCGGAAAGGGGACCGUCUGCACGGUCCGGGCGGACCAGAAGACAGCCCAGGAAUGCUACGCGGCGGGGUUGAAGCUGCACCUUCGACCAGUAAAGAGGCGGGCGGCCGGCUCUGAGGUGGCCAUGGCGGACCUCGACCCAAGGACGAAUAUCGAGGACCGUCUGGAGCCUAUUGGAGAAACCCAACCUAUCUUGAUAGGAAGGGAGCCCGCUCAGACCACUCUCAUCGCCAGGGAGCUGAACCCUGAGGUGGAAAAGGAGCAGCUGAUAUGUCGGGCAUCCAUCCUGCAGUGA